CAAAACCAGAAACGUAUAAGAAAAAGAUAGGUUAUGUAUGCAAAAACGUGGUCACUGUUUAAGAUGUCAGAAAAUAUUGUUAUCACUACUGUCUGUCUAUUUAUUAUUAUUUAACAAGUUUUACCAAAAAUUUUAUUGUGCCUCCACAAAAAAGUACAAUGUCUACAAAUUUAAGAAAGGAAUUGUCAAAGGUGAAGAAGCUUUCUCAUCCAAAUAGUAGGAAGUCAAUAGCGCUUGUCAAGAAAACUCACAAAAUAAAUAAACGUGAAAAAACGAAACUUGGUUCGUACAUAAAGCAAAAUUUGGUGGCUGAGAAAAUGUUAUGGAUUCAACAGAAUAUGAAGGAUGUUUGUCCUUAUACUACAGAAUUGACAGCAGAAUUAUUAUUAGAAUACAUAGCACGAAAUGAUGAAGAACUGGAGCAAAUAGCAUUAAAACAUUCAAUUGGAGGAAAAAGAAAUAGACAACAUGCAAGUAGAGAAGAUAUUCUUCGAAUGACAAAGGAACGUGAAUUAGAAGAAUAUAAAACAUGUGGAAUUGAAAUUCCUGAUAUACUAACAACAAGCCAAUGUGAAAUGUUGAAGAAAUGGGAUGGCGAAUUACGCUAUCUACCAAAUUUCAAAUUUCGAAGAUUUGGACAAAAAGAUUUAACAAGAGAUUAUUUAAGUAGAAUAAAAAAGAAUGUAAAUAGUAAAUUAGUAUUAAAAACUAAUGAUAUUUCAAGAGAAGAAGAAUUAUUAUCUACUGAGACAAAGAAUGCAGAAAAUGCAGAAAAUUCUAGGAUAGAGAUGAAUAAAGAUGAGAAAUCGAAUGUUAGUACUUUGGAAAAUGAUAGUGACAUGAUAGUGGAAUAAAAAAAAAUAUUUU
This is a messenger RNA of Leptopilina boulardi, 867 nucleotides long. RefSeq names its product translation machinery-associated protein 16 homolog. The record is from RefSeq and is a predicted model, not a curated record. Lineage: Eukaryota; Metazoa; Arthropoda; Insecta; Hymenoptera; Figitidae. The transcript is spliced from 5 exons. Gene Ontology annotation, cellular component: nucleus. The coding region runs from base 159 to 854 and encodes 231 amino acids.